This is a messenger RNA of Fusarium sp. VM40, 687 nucleotides long. The record is from the annotation of a GenBank genome assembly. NCBI's taxonomy places the organism in Eukaryota, Fungi, Ascomycota, Sordariomycetes, Hypocreales, Nectriaceae.
AUGCUGUUCAGAGUAGCUACACCUUCAGUAUGCCUCGCCAAGAGGUCAUUUACGACAUCUCUCGCCUUCCGAGCCGGUCCCAAGAUCGGUACACAAGAGGCGGCACCUCCAGCUGUAGCUCCUCAAGCUCGUUCGAGCCCAUAUGUUGUUGACCCUGCUCAACAAUCUCGACCAAGCCCUCUUGCCGAUGCUACUCCCGCUGAUAUCAAUCCCGUUGAUCCCAAUCAACCACGAGCCAACCCUCUUAUCGGCAGUGUUCCUCCUCCCCCUCCUGCCGGCACUACCUCCACCGAAUCUAAGCCCAGUGGACACAACUACGAUGCGACCAAACCAUUCACACUCGAUAUUGCUUCCAUCAUCGCCUCAAGGGCCAGCACAUUCUCCGAUACAGCCUCGGACCCCGUGACUCGUCCUCAGAUCCGUGCCAAGCCCGUCACCGGCCGCACAGUUUUUGUCAAGGACAGAAUAACCAAGACAAGCGGGCCUACGCCCAUGGUUGCUCUCCGUGUCCUCAACAGAAUGGUGCGAGAUGAUCAGGUCAAGAACAAGUUCCACAGUCAAAAGUUCCACGAGCGAAAGGGUCUUAAGAAGAAGAGACUUAGAAGUCAGAGAUGGCGAUCACGAUUCAAGCAUGGUUUCAAGGCGACCGUAAGCAGAGUUAUGGAGCUUAAGAAGCAGGGAUGGUAG